Molecule: messenger RNA, 4031 nt
Organism: Polypterus senegalus (gray bichir)
Lineage: Eukaryota; Metazoa; Chordata; Cladistia; Polypteriformes; Polypteridae
Gene: wdhd1
Product: WD repeat and HMG-box DNA binding protein 1
Exons: 26
Coding region: 296-3667 (1123 amino acids)
Biological process (GO): mitotic cell cycle; DNA-templated DNA replication; DNA repair
Cellular component (GO): nuclear replication fork
Molecular function (GO): chromatin binding; protein binding
Source: RefSeq, a predicted model, not a curated record
ACUUGGAAAAGCUACAGUUUCAAGAUGACAAUACAAACACACAUCACAAUAAUUUUAUGUACCGAUAAGUACUCCCACUACAAACCAAAUGAUACAAGCACAGCAUUACUCUUUUUAAUUUGAACGUUUUCCACGCAAUAUUAUGGUUGGUAGGCGGAUCGAGUCGCGUGUUAGUGACGUCAGUGGCGGGAAACGUGAAGUGAACUUUACUGUAGUGAAUGAGUGGUGGGCGCGAGCCGAGGUUCUUAAGAAAAGUGUACUUCAGUUUAAACCUGUUUUGUGCUCAGGGUAAAGUAUGACUGUUGAUAAGAAGCCCAUAAGAUUUGGACACACAGAGGGACACACCGAUAUCUGCUUUGAUGACACAGGAAACUAUAUUGUUACCUGUGGCAGUGAUGGGGAUGUGCGGGUCUGGGAGGGUCUAGAUGAUGAUGACCCAAAAUCCAUCAAUGUUGGCGAAAAGGCAUAUUCUGCAGCAUUGAAGGGCUCAAAGCUGGUCACAGCAGCAUCUAACAACACAAUCCAGGUCCACACAUUUCCUGAAGGAGCUCCAGAUGGUAUUCUAACCCGAUUUACUACCAAUGCCAAUCACGUGGUGUUCAACGAGAGUGGGACUCAUGUGGCUGCAGGUUCCAGUGACUUCAUGAUCAAAAUUGUCGAUGUAUCAGAUAGCAGUCAACAGAAAACUCUGCGAGGCCAUGACGCUCCUGUACUGAGCAUUGCAUUUGACCCAAAAGAUGUCUAUUUGGCAUCUUCAAGUUGUGAUGGUUCAGUGGUUGUAUGGAACAUCUCUGAUCAGGCUCGGGUAACCACCUUGAAGUUGUUGCAGAAGUCCAGUGAUGUGAGCAAUGCCAAAUCAAUCUGCCGCCUGAGCUGGCAGCCCUGCAAUGGAAAGUUGCUAGCAGUUCCAGUAGACCAGGCUGUUUAUCUGUAUGAGCGAGACUCCUGGAAAGAAGUUGGCAAGCUUACAGAUGACUUCAUCAAACAGGUUGUGAAUGUUGUCUGUUGGUCUCCAUGUGGCAAAUUUCUGGCUGUGGGUUGUGUUGGUGGCUUAUUGACUGUAUGGAAUGUGGAGAACCAGGAGUGUCUUGAAAGAGAGAAACAUGAGAAAGGCUAUACAGUAUGUGGCCUAGCAUGGCACCCCAAGGGAGAUCAACUUGGUUACACAGAUACAGAAGGAUGUCUUGGACUUUUGGAGGGAUUAUCUGCAGGGAGUGGAACUAGUUCCAAGCUGGCUUCCAGGGAAGUGAAGGAUUAUGAUGACCUAUUCGAUGACAAUGAUGAUGGUGUACUAGAGGAUCAUUUGAGUGAGAAACAGUCUCCAUCAAAGCGUCCUUUUAUUGAAGAUGAAGAUGAUGAUGAUGAUCUUAUGCCUUCACUUGGACGUUCUAGACAUCGAGGGGCCAUUCUUGAUGAUGAAGAAAAUUCUCUUGAUGUAGCAUCUGUAAAACCUGAAAUGGAAAAGGAAGCUGGUGAAAACUUUAAACACGGUCCACUUGAACCUCCCGUGCGACCAUCAUAUGAUGGUCCGUUGCCCACUCCGCGGCAGAAGCCCUUCCAGUCUGGGUCGACACCUGCACAUCUCAUGCACAGAUUCUUGGUGUGGAAUUCUGUAGGAAUUGUUCGCGGAUACAAUGAUGAACAGGACAAUGCUAUUGACAUAGAGUUCCAUGAUACCUCUGUCCAUCACUCUAUGCAUCUCACCAACAAUCUUAGUCACACUUUGGCUGACAUGUCUCAAGAAGCGGUGUUGCUUGCUUGUGAAAGCACUGAUGAACUGGCCAGCAAACUGCACUGUCUGCACUUUAGCUCAUGGGAUACAAAUAAGGAGUGGAUGGUGGAUUUACCCAAAGGGGAAGAUGUUCAAGUAGUGUGCCUUGGCCAGAGUUGGGCAGCAGCUGCAACAAAUGCAAUGUUGGUACGAGUCUUUUCCAUUGGUGGUGUGCAAAAAGAAAUAUUCAGCUUACCCGGUUCUGUUGUCUGCAUGGCAGGACAUGGAGAACAGCUACUGGUGGCCUUCCAUAGAGGUACUGGUUUUGAUGGUGAUCAGUCUCUUGGAGUGUUAUUAUUGCAGCUUGGAAAAAGGAAGCGUCAAAUCCUGAAUGGUGAACCCCUUCCCCUCUCUCGCAAGUCUUAUCUUGCUUGGCUUGGUUUUUCAGCAGAAGGCACACCAUUUACUGUUGAUUCAGAAGGAAUUGUGCGGAUGUUAAAUAGGUCAUUGGGAAAUACUUGGACACCAGUGUGUAAUACAAAUGAGCACUGCAAAGGAAAGUCUGACCACUACUGGGUGGUUGGCAUACAUGAAAACCCACAACAGCUCAGGUGCAUUCCUUGUAAAGGCUCUCGCUACCCUCCCACAUUACCCCGUCCUGCUGUUGCCAUAUUGCCUUUUAAUUUGCCAUACUGUCAGGUUACCACAGAGAAAGGACAGAUGGAGGAACUGUUUGGGCGCUCUGUGCUUUUCCACAAACAUUUAGACUUUCUGGAAGCCAGUGGUUAUGAGAUUGAUGAAACAGCAAAAAAUCAGGCUCAGAAAGAACAGCAGGAGCUUCUUAUGAAGAUGUUUGCUCUGUCUUGCAAACUGGAGCGUGAUUUCCGGUGUGUCGAGCUAGCAGAGCUGAUGCCCCACAAUGUAGUGACUCUGGCAAUACGGUAUGCCUCGCGCACUAAGCGAAUGUCACUGGCUCAGCGGCUCAGUGAACUUGCCCUGGAGAAAGCAGCUGAGCUUGCUGCAAGCUGUGUUGAGGAAGAAGAGGAAGAGCAAGAAGAUUUUCACACCCAAUUAAAUGCUGGCUAUAGCAGGACAGCCACAGAAUGGAGUCGGCCUCAAAACAGAAUUCAGCAUCAACCAUCUCGGGAAAAAGAGCAGGCAAAUGUAGCGGAGGAGGAAGAAGAAGAAGAAGAAGGCGAAGUUGAGGUGGAUGAUGAAGCAUGCAUGGAAAACAAGAAAUCCUUGCAGAAUCUCUUCAACAAAGCUGGGAACUCCAUUGAACAGUCCCCAAAGAUUUCGCUCAUGUCAAGUAGGGAAGGACGAGUUAAUCCAUUUAAGGUUUCUGCAACAGUAAAGCCUUCAGGCUUGUCAACAGGGCAGGCACGCUCCACAAAUAUCCUGGACAACAUGGUGAAAUCUGCCAAGAAGACAGCCGCACCUGUCAGUCAGACAUCUGAUAAACAGAAAUCGCCAGUGCUGAAACCUCUUAUGCCCAAGCCCAGAUCCAAGACUCAGGCAACGCUGUUUAAAGUAAGCACUAAUAAAAAUGCUAACAAAAGCAUUGAUGAUAAAGAAAAAGAAGAAGUCUUGAAAAUGGAAACUACAGUACCCAGUGCUGAAGACACAGAGAACAGAAAACCAAGGACAGGCUUCCAACUUUGGCUGGAGGAAAACCGGAAUUCUAUUGCGAUGGACCACACUGACAUGGAUGAAGCUGAUAUUAUUAAAGAAGGAAUGAGCCGUUUCCGAUUGCUGUCCACUGAAGACAGAAUGUCUUGGACAGAAAAGGCCAAAAGGGGUAGAGCUGAAGAUCCCACAGAGCUGAAGAAAAGGAAACGGACUGAAGGAGAAGAGAAGGAUCAGGUGAAUGGAAGCCAAGCAGAUGAAGGACCCAAAAAGAAGAAAAUUGUUGAUGCUUCUGCAAAGCUGUCUGCUUUUGCAUUUAAUAAGGACUAAUCUUUCUGAGUCACACUUUCAUAGUGUAAGUGAGAGUGCUUAUGAAAAUAUUUAAAUUGUGUUUUUAGGUGUGUGUGUGUCUGUUUUAUUAUAAAUGUUUGUUUCAACAAAGCUGGUUGGCUUUAUGUUUAGUUCAUUCAAAUGCUAGAGUGAUUUUUUUUUUAUUGUGUGCAUGCUUGAAAUGCCAAGGUCAGAGUUAAUCAAUAAUGUAUUGAAACUGAAAAACUGGCAGAAACAGAAAAUGAAAAAUUAAAUUCAGCUGUUUGUCUAGUUAAUGAUAAUUUUUGAAAAGUACAUUUAUUAUAAUACCAAAUGGAAGAUUUGUAUAGAAACUGGUUUUAUAAACCUAAUAAAAUGUAUUUUU